AUGGGCUCGAAAGCGAUAGGUUUGGGAGCAUGUGCAUUGUCUUCAAUAUUCUUUGGAAGUGCAUACGUGCCUGUCAAAAGAUUUGACGCUGGAAACGGUUUGUUUGUGCAAUGGGUGAUGUCUGCCGCUAUACUCUGUGUAGGAUUGACUGUCAAUAUCAUACAGCAUUAUCCUAGGUUUCAACCUUUCGCAAUGCUUGGUGGAGCUUUCUGGGCCCUCGGUAACGUAACUGCCAUACCUAUUAUGAGUUCUCUUGGUAUGGGAAUGGGUAUGCUCAUCUGGGGAACAACUAACUGCGUCACUGGCUGGGCCGUGGGAAGAUAUGGUUUGUUUGGAACAAGGGCUCGUGUACCCGCAGUGCCAGCGUUGAAUUAUCUAGGGCUUUUGAUGGUGAUAGUGGGCGGUUUCUGCUUUUCUCAAAUUCGACCGUCAGUUCGCUCAUUAUCGCACCCCGAAGAUAUCAACGAAGGAAGGAUUAUAGAUGACACACAAGAAGGAAGCCCACUUAUAAGUCCAUCUGCACCAGCAGUAUUUAAUCGCAGGACCAAGAGAAUCAUUGGAAUUUUCAUUGCUCUUGGUGCUGGUAUCCUGUACGGUGUUACAUUUGUCCCGGUCAUCUACAUGCAAGAUCAUCCAGAAAUAUACCCCUUGGCUUCUAAUCUCGGUUUGGACUAUGUAUUUUCACAUUACUGCGGCAUUUUUCUCACUGCCACUGCUCUUCUCAUACUUUACAUCAUCCUCAGUAGGAAUAAUCCUACUGUAAAUCCGCAUAUAGUCGGCCCGAGUAUGAUUGCCGGUGCUAUGUGGGCCAUCGCUCAGACUUCCUGGUUCGUAGCCAACGACAAACUGUCGCAAGCAGUCACCUUUCCAAUUAUUAGUAUGGUGCCGGGAGUGUGCGCUGCAAUGUGGAGCAUAUUCUAUUUCAAGGAAAUCACUGGCAGACGCAAUGUCAACAUCCUAAUGGUUGCUAUAACCACAACACUUAUUGGAGCGUUUUUGGUAGGAAUAUCCAAGUAAGCGACUCAUGACUCAUGGAUCUUGUCUUUUUCCGUUUCCUCUGUCUUUUUGUACAUAUAGUCCUGUAAUAAUCUGUAAGGUGGCUUUUACCCAGAAUUAGCAUUAAUUCUUAUCGAUUUGUGUACCCUAAAGCAUUUGUUUUGAAUCAUCGAGCUGUGAUAAUUCCUAAAUCCAACUACCUUGCUGAUGAAAUGCAUCUUGACCAGUCAUUCGAGCACCUACCUAUAUGUAUUUGUUUCAACUCACAUCUAAUGCCAAAUAAGUACAAUCUAUUCACAAGGUUUUGAC
Messenger RNA from Cylicocyclus nassatus, 1305 nucleotides. Lineage: Eukaryota; Metazoa; Nematoda; Chromadorea; Rhabditida; Strongylidae. The record is from the annotation of a GenBank genome assembly.